Messenger RNA from Trypanosoma rangeli, 1131 nucleotides. RefSeq lists its product as uncharacterized. The transcript has a single exon. Bases 1 to 1131 code for a protein of 376 amino acids. Lineage: Eukaryota; Euglenozoa; Kinetoplastea; Trypanosomatida; Trypanosomatidae. The record is from RefSeq and is a predicted model, not a curated record.
AUGAAGGGUGGAAAUUUCGAGAGGGAUGCGUGGCUGGUGAGUUUGCAGCUCUUCCUGGACGUGCGGCUGCGAACCGUGCCGUUUCACGUGGCUUCGCGCAGUCGUCCCGGCGUCUCUGUCCCAUUGCCGGUUCCCAACACGCAGCACAUCAUUGACGGUGUCAUGUGGAGCGUGCGUGACCACGCGGCGUGGGCGCCGGACGCCUGGCUGACGAUUCAGAAUCAUCUCCACGGCUGCUCGCAGCGCCACACUCAGCUGGUGGAGCGGCUCUCACAGACGCACGCGCCCACAAAUUUACAGGAUGGCGAGGAGGUGGAGCGGGGGCGUCUUUACUCUAGUCACGCGUGUGUGCAGGACCUCUACGUUGCCUUCUGCGUCGUGGACGCCUUCCUGCGCCACGUUGCGGGGGAGUCGCUAUCGACUGCACGAGAGGCUGUUGAAAAAGAGCUGCCGCGUCUUGUGGCGGAUCACAUGCCCAUCUGGCAGCCCGCACGCAGCCAAUACACACACGAUGCCAUUGAGGACUGCCGGCUGCUCUUUCUGGACUUGCUGCGCUCUUGGGCGGUGACGAAGCUGCUGCGUCCCGACACGCACCGUCGGAUUGAAGAGCACGUGCGGUAUAAACUAAAAACGCUACGGCACAAUGCCGCGACUUACGAGGGCGACAAGAACGUUGAUCGCCGCCCAUCAGAGGCAGUCAGCGCCGGGCUGCGUGUGCUGCUUGCUGGCACAGGGCCGGCGCAGGAGCUGACACCUGCGCCGUCGACGCCGGCACUCGCCACCAUUGAUGUUGUGCGCCGGAACAUGCGGGAGUUUGUCGUUGCUAUUUUUCCGUCGCACCGCUCUGAUGCAGGGAAGAAGCGCUGUGCCCACUGCGGUGCUGUGUUCAAGACGCUUGCCGCAAAGAGUGCGCACUACCGCUACCACUUCUACAACCGCAGUUAUCUGACGGGGGAGAAAAUUGUUCGCUUGCCGUACCCCACGCUUCAGGACUACGUUGCUCACGAGGUGAACUCGCGCGUCACCGGGGACUUUGUCAGAAUCACGGAGGGUCUUUUGGACGUCCUCCGUGUGCCAGACAAGCGGACAGUGCACGUGCGAAGGGAGAAACGAGAAAAAAAGUCCUCGUGA